AUGGCGGUCUAUGGCUUUCCAGAGGAGAGGUAUAAAGCUCGGACUUGGGACCUAGUCCGUCGUGCUAAGCCUCCCCAUCCUAUGCCUUGGCUUUGCAUUGGUGACUUUAAUGAUAUAAUUUCCCCAGCUGAUAAGCUUGGUGGUGAUGUGCCCGAUAUGGGACGUUUGCAGGUUGCUAACCAGGCCUGUAAUGAAUGUGACUUUCAUGAUGUUGGUUUUUCAGGUUACAGAUUCACUUGGUCGAAUAUGCGAGAAGCACCUAACACGGUUGAAGAACGGUUGGACUUUGCACUUGCAAACUCAGAUUGGAGUUGCAUGUGGCCAGUCACUAAAGUCCGCCACUUUAUUAAUUACAAAUCUGACCAUUGUCCUAUUGUCUUGACUUGCUCUUCUCGCAGGGGUCAUAGAGAACUGGCAAGGACCAAGCUCUUUCGUUUUGAGGAGCUUUGGCUUCAAAGCGGUGAUGAGUGUUCUGAAGUGGUAGCUGAAGCCUGGAGUAGGACCUGGUCUGGUGAUGACCUCCAUGGUAAAUUUGAGGCGGUCAGUGUAGCCCUUGGUUCUUGGGGUAAGCAGAAGUUUGGGGACAUACCAAAGAAGAUCUCUGAUCUUAAGGUCCGUCUUCAAAACCUACAGCGGAAACCUAAGACGGAAGGGAUAUUGCGUGAGAUGAGAGAGGCAGAGCGAGAGCUUGAUGUCCUUCUUGAAAGAGAGGAGAUAUGGUGGAGCCAAAGAUCGAGGGCAAAUUGGUUAAAACAUGGGGACCGUAAUACUAGGUUCUUCCAUCAAAAGGCAUCUCAGCGACGGAAGUGGAACCUCAUUGAGGUUAUAACAGAUAGUGGUGGUCGAGAGGUAGAGGAUGAUGCACAAAUCUCACAGGUCCUAAGGGAGUACUUUGAGAGCCUAUUUACAUCCUCCAACCCAUCUGGCAUUGAAGAGGUGACGUCCUUGGUGGCGGUAAGAACUCUGUUGGUUUUGAUUCCUAAGAUCAAGGAACCUUUGCAUGCGGCACAAUAUAGACCUAUAAGUCUAUGUAACGUGCUUUUUAAAAUUAUUACAAAAACUAUUGCUAAUCGUCUGAAACUGAUUUUACCUGAUCUGAUUAGCAACUCUCAGAGUGCAUUUGUGCCUGGUCGUUUGAUCACAGAUAAUGCUUUGAUUGCACAUGAGUGCUUUCACUAUAUGAAGAAGAAAAUCACAGGCUGGAAUGGCAUGAUGGCCCUCAAACUCGAUAUGUCAAAAGCAUAUGACAGAGUUGAGUGGAAUUUUUUGCAAGCAGUGUUGUCUAGUAUGGGAUUUCCCACGCAUUGGGUGACCCUUAUUAUGAACUGUGUGUCUUCUGUAGACUUCUCUAUUAUGCUGAAUGGUAACCCUCAACCGGUUUUCUCACCCUUGAGAGGUUUGCGUCAGGGUGACCCUUUAUCCCCAUAUCUAUUUAUCCUUUGUGGGGAGGUCUUCUCUGCGCUUAUCCAGAGGUCUAUAUAUGUUUCUUCCUUACAUGGUAUUAAAAUUGCGAAAUAUGCACCUGUUUUUUCUCACCUUCUAUUUGCAGAUGACGGUAUCAUUUUUGCUAAAGCCACUAAUCAGGAGGCGGAAGUGGUGAAAACCAUUUUGACCACCUAUGAGCGUGCUUCCAGACAAAUGAUUAAUCUGGACAAGUCAAUGCUUUUAGUUAGCCGAAAUGUGCCUCAGAACCGUCUUUAUGAGCUUAAACAGUUGUUGGGAGUAAAGGCAGUGGAAAGCUUUGACAGAUACUUGGGUUUACCAACUAUUUUUGAGCUUGAGAGUAUGAUUUCCAGGUUUUAUUGGGGAGGAAAUGUGUCCAAGAGGGGUAUUCAUUGGUCUAGUUGGAGUAAGCUUUGCCGCUCCAAGUGUGAUGGUGGACUUGGCUUCAGGGAUCUUCAUGCUUUCAAUAUGGCUCUUGUAGCCAAGAACUGGUGGAGGAUUUAUUCCCACCCUGAAUCCCUGUUUGCUCAAAUUUUUAAGGGAGUGUAUUUCCCGCAUGGGUCCAUGCUCAAGGCUAAGAAAGGUUGGCUUCCGAGCUAUGCUUGGUCUAGUAUAUGGAGUACAAAGUGGACUUUUGAAACGGGCGCUCGGUGGAAAAUUGGCAAUGGCCAAAUGGUUGAUGUCCGCCAUGACAAUUGGUUACCACAUGGGACUCCUAUUAUUUAUAGUGAGGAUCUCUUGUUGGAUUUGAAUAUUACUUACGUUUCUGACCUGUUGUUAAACUCAGGGAAAGAAUGGAAUAGAGAACUUGUUGAACAUGUUUUUUGUCCUAACACUGCUUUGCAAAUUACGUCCCUUCCAUUGUCUAUGCAUGGAGGUGUGAAUGACUCUCUCUUUUGGCCAGGUGCUCCUGAUGGUUUAUAUUCUUCUAAGUUAGGUUACUCUUUUAUUAGAGACCAUGAGGCGCAGACUACCACGUCGGCUUCCAUGGCGACGUCUCCCUUGCCUGCAAAGCUUUGGCAAAGUUUUUGGAAGACAACAGCCCUCUCGAGGUGCAAAGAUCUUGCUUGGCGUGUUUUCUGUUCACUCCUUCUGGUCCGGGAUUCUUUAUGGCGGAAAGGUGUGAACAUUGAUCCAUCUUGCCCUCUAUGUGGCUAUGAGUCGGAAACUGUAAGCCAUCUUUGGUUGCACUGUCCAGUUUCUAAAUGUUUUUGGUUUGCUCACCCGCUUGCUUUGCGUUUGGAUAAUUUUUUCACUGUUACAGAUUUUCUAUUACAGUUCUUGGUGGAUGCUGAUAGUGAUGCCGUGGCGAGCUGGCAAACGGCCUCCUAUGCGUUAUGGGAAGCUCGUAACUAG
Molecule: messenger RNA, 2799 nt
Organism: Lotus japonicus
Lineage: Eukaryota; Viridiplantae; Streptophyta; Magnoliopsida; Fabales; Fabaceae
Exons: 3
Coding region: 1-2799 (932 amino acids)
Source: RefSeq, a predicted model, not a curated record